AUCCAACAGUUAAUGAUAAGCCAAGUACUUAUCUAUUUGUUUGUCAUUUCUGUGUAAAUCAGCGUUCGAUGUGCCAAAUAAAACGUGCCAGUUUUAUGAUUUGUUAUGUUAUGAAAAGUGAAAAUGGGGAAAACAUGGAUUACGCCCUUUGUGAGACAGUGCUAUGUAACGGCGGGUACGUCCCUAAACAUGGCCUCCCACGGGUUCGUGAUGGGAUUCGCGGCGGUCCUGCUGCCUCAGCUGCGGAAGCCUGACUCCAUCAUUCCCAUAGACCAGGUCACUGGAUCUUGGAUUGUUUCUACCCCUGCAAUAUCUCAAGUCCUGGGAAAUUUCAUUGUGCCUUCUCUCAUGAACGUCCUGGGCAGAAGACGAGCCAACCUUAUCAGUAUUCUAGUCAUGAUUAUAUGCUGGCUGACCAUAUCUGUGGCUGAUAACUUUAUCACGAUUAUCAUUUGUAGAGCAAUCCAAGGUGUAUCAUUAGGAAUCAGUGCGUCAUUAAGUCCAAUCUUAAUUGGAGAAUACACUUCGCCAAAAAACAGAGGUUCAUUUAUAACAACUUUAUCUGUAGCCAUGUCCAUCGGAGUUUUAACUAUUCAUACACUGGGUUCAUAUUCGACGUGGCAAAUAACAGCAUUGGUAGUAGCUAUCAUUGCGUUUGUAGAUUUUUUAAUGGUAAUAUAUUCUCCUGAAUCUCCUAUCUGGUUAGCCGAUAAAGGCAGAUACAGUGAGUGUAGAAGUGUAUUUAUGUGGUUAAGAGGAAGUGGCGAAGAAGAUGAAUUGAACAAAAUGAUUGAAGCAGCAAUAAUCAUUAAUAAUAUAAAAGCUGCCUCAGUUGCUCCCAAAACAAUAACGGGAAAAGUUAAAAAAUCAUUGAGUAGUUUUAGUGAAGCACUAACUAAGAGAGAAUUUUAUAAACCAAUCUUUAUAAUGAUUAAUGUUUAUAAUAUAGGCAUUUGGUCUGCUGUUGCUCUAUUGACAACAUAUAUUAUAGAUGUUAUCCACUACGUAGUAGGAACAGAAGUGGAUGUUCCAGUAAUAGUAAUCAGUUUGGGUAUUCAACGAAUUGUUUCGAAUCUAGUAGCCGUCUAUUUGUACAAAACAUUUAAGAGAAAAACAUUGUUAUACGUUCUUUGUGGCUUAAAUGCGUUGACUCUCUUUGCCACUGGCAUAUAUGUCUAUGCCAAGCUUCACAAUUUGUUACCAUUUGACCAUCCGUCAAUUGGUGUAAUAUUAAUUCAUCUGCACAUGUUUUCGGGAGCAACUGGUUGUGUACCAUUUCCAUUCAUAAUUGCUGGUGAAAUAUUCCCUACACAAUAUAAAAGUCUAGCUGGUGGUAUCAGCGUUGUGAUAUUUUCGUGUAUAUUCUCUGUAAUGAUAAAAUCUGUACCUUCAAUGUUUAUUACUUUUGGCUUACAUGGAAGUUACUUUAUUUACGGUGUCAUAGUGACUUAUUUCUUGAUCGUAUCUGGUAUAUUUUUACCAGAAACAAAAGAUAGAACGCUACAAGAUAUUGAGGAUGAGUUCAGAGGAAAGCCGAUUGACCCAGAGGAGUUAAAAUCUAUGCAGUCUUUGACAACUUGGCAAAAACACAAGAUGGAUCGACGUUGCAGUAGUCCUUUGAUAUGAAAGUGAAAUUUACAAAGUAAAUCGAUAUCAUACAUACAUACAUAUAAUCACGUCUAUAUCUCUUGCGGGUUAGACAGAGCUAACAGUCUUGUAAAGACUGAUAGGCCACGUUCAGCUAUUUGGCUUUAAGAUAGAAUUGAGAUUCUAAUAGUGACGGGUUGCUAGCCCAUCGCCUAAAAGAAGAAUCAAAGAAGAAUCAUAAGUUUAUAAGCCUACCCCUUAGUCGCCUUUUACGACAUCCAUGAGAGAGUUAUGGAGUGAUCCUAUUCUUUUUUCUAUUUGGUGCCGGAAACCACACGGCAUCGACAUCAUGUUGAUGAUAAUAGCCAUGUACAGCAGCGCUCUCUUCAUUUUUCAUCUCAUUAUUUCUGAAAUGAAUCUGAAGAAACAGAUACGGGUUAAAAAGACGCAGACACAAUAAGGUUUCUCCGGGCUUCGUAAACACACGUGGCAGCCUUGAAAUAUCUAUUCCAAAGUAAGGACCAUAAUAUAUCAAGGGAUAUAUGUAAAUACUCUAAGGUACACCAAGUAUUAAAAAUCUUUUAGCAAAUAAUUUCGGAAAUAUUGAUAAGUAAGACAAUCAAAAAAAAUAUUUUGAAUCCUAAUUAUAUGGUGUAAAUAAAAUAUGUGUUUUUAAUUAUGUAGUGUGUGGACUUGAUUUUACACGUUUCUAUGUAAAAUACGUUAAUCAUAAGAAAUCAUUAAUUUAUUUAAAACUUUAUUUAUAUUUCAUGUAAUGUAAGUGUAGUAGGUAUGUUGAUUGAUUUAUUAUUAAACUAUGACAAUGCUCAA
Amyelois transitella is the source of this 2418-nucleotide messenger RNA. RefSeq names its product facilitated trehalose transporter Tret1. Gene Ontology annotation, molecular function: transmembrane transporter activity. The coding region runs from base 124 to 1626 and encodes 500 amino acids. Gene Ontology annotation, biological process: transmembrane transport. The record is from RefSeq and is a predicted model, not a curated record. The transcript has 3 exons. Lineage: Eukaryota; Metazoa; Arthropoda; Insecta; Lepidoptera; Pyralidae. Gene Ontology annotation, cellular component: membrane.